AUGUCCAACACUAAUAAAGAGGCAAAGAGUCCGCCAUCACAGCUACAAUGCGCUCGUAACCUGAGAUCAUCUUCGUUAUGUCAGUAUCCGCGAUCGAAUAUAGAGUACCCGGGCAAGCACGACGUGAUGUUGGGGCGCGGAGGUGAAUCAAACUAUCAUAGUGGCAACCUGGCAUUUCGGGAGUUCGUAAAGCAGUUCCGAGAAGAGUACCAGGCUGCUCCAAGGUAUAAGAAACCAGAGAUUGCAAUGAAGGUUGUCCAGCAUUGGAGGAAUCUGAAUCCACCAGGAAGGUUCCUGACUCGCACUAACCCGGACAAUGCAGACAGCUUGUGGCAUGAUGUUGAUGACAAACUGGCCACGAAGAGGGCGCUCAAGAAUCUUGGAGAGUCUGAUAGAAGGACGAGAAAUCGCCGUGGUAGUAGCAACACACUCUCUCCUGAAUCUCCUGAACGUACCGAUCAGCCAAAGCAGAGCACUUCUGAUGAGGCAAAACGAGGUUUUCCAGGUGGCAAGAAACCAACUCCGCCUGCGGUUGAAUCAUCCAACGCUGCGGCUGUUGCUUUUGUGGGAGGUGCUGGGGUGGGCGUCAUGCACCAGCACGGUACCAUUGGUGCAGCUACGCCGGCAUCACAGCAUCCGGUAUCGCCUGUGAAGGUGUGGUCAGAGCAAGUAUCGCCUGUGAAGGUGUGGUCCGAUGCAUGCGUCUCAGAGAGUUCUGGUAGUGAUGGUUGUGGAUCCAAUCGGGAUCAAUCUCUAAUCGCUGCAUCAGCAGCCAUACAGGGCAACAAGAUCAACGUAAAUAUUCCAACCGCAGCAACCCUGACAGAGAGUGCCUUUUCAAGCAGUGGCAGUGACGAGGGAGCACGAUCUGAAUCUGGAUCGUCCAGUCCGCAUGAAGAACCCAUAGCGGCGGGUCAUAAAAGAAAGCCGCCUCCCAACUAG
This is a messenger RNA of Seminavis robusta, 942 nucleotides long. The record is from the annotation of a GenBank genome assembly. Lineage: Eukaryota; Bacillariophyta; Bacillariophyceae; Naviculales; Naviculaceae.